CGCGUCCUCACGAAAGAUUCUCCAUCCCACUCUGUUUCUUUGGCGGAGGACCAGGUUAUUGGAGCCACACCACGCUACCAUCUACAUCCGGUUAUUUACGAUUCUCAUCUUUGAAACUGCAAACUCUGGAUCUCACGAUCCUGACAAUCAGAUCAUUUUCCCAUUGACCGCCUUGCAGCCCCUGCAACAGCUCUCGCCAUGGACGGGGUGCAACUCCGUGAUGAGGCCGCUCAAGAUCGAGUGCGAGCUGCUGUUGAGUUCCUCGAUCCAAGCGAUGCACGAGCACGAAGUUACCGAGCAGAUAUCGUGUUGAUGCUGAAUAGAGGUCUACGACGCUUGAUAGUUAGCAUCGAUGAAAUCAGAGCACACAACCGCGAAAUCGCAGAUGGGCUUCUCACCUCCCCAUUCGAUUACUCGCAGGCCUUUGACAGAGCGUUGAAGGAGGUAAUCAAGACACUGCCGAACCGACCAUCGAAAGAAACUGGUGACGAAGUUAACUACUACUGUGCUUAUGUUGGAGCCUUUGGUGAAUUCGCUUGCAACCCCAGAACGCUCGGAUCCAAUCACCUGAACCGCAUGAUCUCGCUCGAGGGUAUCGUUACAAAAUGCUCUUUGGUCCGACCGAAGGUGCUCCAAAGUGUGCACUACAGCGAAAAGAAAGACAGAUUCCUUUCAAGAAAGUAUAGGGAUCAGACUAUGACUGCUAGUGGAGCAACAAGUUUGAACGUCUAUCCCCAAGAAGAUGAUGAAAAGAACCCGUUGAUUACUGAAUACGGAUAUUCCACAUACCUGGAUCACCAAUCCAUUUCCAUCCAAGAAAUGCCCGAAAGAGCCCCGGCAGGUCAACUGCCCAGGAGUGUUGAUGUGAUCCUGGAUGAUGACUUGGUGGACCGUGCCAAACCUGGAGACAGAAUCCAGUUGGUGGGUAUUUAUCGCUCUCUAGGAAACCGAAACGCUGGCUCUGGCUCCUCAACCUUCCGCACCAUUGUUAUGGCGAACAACAUUAUUCAGCUGUCUUCAAAGUCUGGUGGAGGGAUUGCCCAAGCCACCAUCACUGACACUGAUAUCCGAAACAUUAACAAGGUCUCAAAGAAGAAGAAUGUCUUCGAGUUGUUGUCCCAUUCUCUCGCACCUAGUAUCUACGGACACGACUAUGUCAAAAAGGCUAUCUUGCUCAUGCUUCUCGGUGGUAUGGAGAAAAAUCUUGACAAUGGUACUCACCUGCGUGGUGACAUCAACAUAUUGAUGGUCGGUGAUCCGUCGACUGCGAAAUCCCAACUUCUCCGUUUCGUUUUGAACACCUCUCCGCUUGCAAUUGCCACUACCGGUCGUGGUUCAUCUGGCGUUGGUUUGACUGCAGCAGUCACAUCUGACAAGGAAACUGGAGAGCGCAGGUUGGAGGCUGGUGCCAUGGUUCUUGGUGAUCGCGGAGUAGUCUGUAUCGAUGAGUUCGACAAGAUGAGUGAUGUUGACCGUGUGGCCAUUCACGAAGUAAUGGAGCAGCAAACAGUCACCAUUGCCAAAGCUGGUAUCCACACAAGUUUGAACGCCCGAUGCAGUGUCUUGGCCGCUGCUAAUCCAAUUUACGGACAAUAUGAUCCUCACAAAGACCCGCACAAGAACAUUGCUCUACCCGACUCCCUCUUGUCGCGUUUCGAUUUGCUCUUUGUUAUUACCGACGAUAUCGAUGACUCCCGGGAUAGAAUGGUCUCCGAGCACGUCUUGCGUAUGCACCGUUACCGCCAGCCUGGCACUGAGGAAGGAGCCCCUGUUCGAGAACAGCUUAAUCAGAGUCUUGGUGUUGGACUUGAAGAUAACCAAGACUCGAACCGGCCCACCGAUGUUUACGAGAAAUUUAAUGUCAUGCUUCACGCAGGUAUGGCCAACAUGGCCCGUAAGGGAAAGAACAUCGAGAUCCUCAGCAUUCCUUUCAUCAAGAAAUACAUCCAGUACGCCAAAUCGCGAGUCAAGCCUUUUUUGACCAAGGGCGCGGCCGACCACAUUGUUUCGACUUAUUCCGCUCUACGAAACGACGAACUGUCUGGCAGCCAGCGCAGGACAUCGCCCAUCACUGCCCGUACACUAGAAACCCUCAUUCGUUUGUCUACUGCCCAUGCAAAGUCACGUUUGUCCAGCAGAGUUGAGGAACGGGAUGCCAAGAUUGCCGAGUCGAUUCUGCGAUUUGCCAUGUUCAAGGAAGUUGUCGAAGAUGAGCGCCGCAAGAGAAGAAAGGUUACCACCUUCGAGUCGGACGAGUCGGACUCUAGCGAUUCGGACUCGGACGAUGACCAAACACCCGCGAACACGACGGCUACUCCUCGAUCCACACGGAGAGGCGGGACUUUGAGAUCGCGUACAACCGCAACGCAGUCCAGCACUAAUGAUGCCGGUGGCGAAGACGUAUCCGAGGAUGGCGAUGGCCUGUACGACGCCAGUCCCCGUGGCCAAAGGAUGCGGUCAAGCCAAAACACACGUACACAGACACAGAGCCAGUCUCAAAUGUCCGUGGCAUCUUCACAGCCUGCAUCGCAGCUUGUCCAGUCUCAGACAGACAACUCGCAGUCUCAGACUGCAUCCUCUGCCACCUCAUCUCAGCCUAUCCAGCCGGCACGUUUGGCAGUGUUCCGCCGGGCUUUGGGUCCUUUGAUGGGUACUCAAUUGUUUAGCGACGGCGAUACUGCUGAUGUUGAGCAGCUUAUUGGAGCCGUUAACACUGCAGUGCGCAGCUCGCCCACUCUUGGUGAAGGGCAAGUCUUCCAGCGAGCGGAAGCAGUCCAAGCCCUGAGGGAGAUGAACGAACGAAAUGAGUUGAUGUAUGUCGAAGAGGAUGAAACCGUUUACAGAAUUUAAUCAUAGACCUAUAUCUGCCUAUUAUGUUAUUGAGACUUGACUUGGAGGGAUCACAGCAGAAACGACCAUGCUGGAUGGUUUUUCUUUUUUUACUUGUUCAAGGGCAUAUUUACAAUAUUCAAGACGAUUUCACCCGGGUUGGUGUUUGGAGUUUUUGUAUUCAUCUAAUACAGCACUUGAUAUGAAGUGUAUGGUCCCUAGCGUUGAAUUAGCCAUGACAGAAUUGAGCUUGAAAAUACACAUGUUUAACUGUAGCAACC
Aspergillus wentii DTO 134E9 is the source of this 3110-nucleotide messenger RNA. Its product is annotated as MCM DNA helicase complex subunit MCM3. The transcript has 8 exons. The record is from RefSeq and is a predicted model, not a curated record. Gene Ontology annotation, molecular function: ATP binding; single-stranded DNA binding; single-stranded DNA helicase activity. Lineage: Eukaryota; Fungi; Ascomycota; Eurotiomycetes; Eurotiales; Aspergillaceae. The coding region runs from base 199 to 2850 and encodes 883 amino acids. Gene Ontology annotation, biological process: mitotic DNA replication initiation; DNA strand elongation involved in DNA replication; DNA replication. Gene Ontology annotation, cellular component: nucleus; MCM complex.